Molecule: messenger RNA, 1163 nt
Organism: Raphanus sativus (radish)
Lineage: Eukaryota; Viridiplantae; Streptophyta; Magnoliopsida; Brassicales; Brassicaceae
Product: caffeic acid 3-O-methyltransferase-like
Exons: 4
Coding region: 40-1134 (364 amino acids)
Biological process (GO): methylation
Molecular function (GO): O-methyltransferase activity; S-adenosylmethionine-dependent methyltransferase activity; protein dimerization activity
Source: RefSeq, a predicted model, not a curated record
CAUAUUAAUCACAAUCCUCACUCGAAAAAAAUACUAAAUAUGAAUUCUACACCAGUUUCCCGAGACGAAGAUGAAGAAGAUAUAUUACUUGCCAUGCAAUUAAUCGUUCUACGCAUCGUCCCCUACGCUUUAAAAACUGCCAUAGAACUGAAUUUGUUGGAGAUUAUAGCCAAGGCCGGACCUUUGGGAACUCAUCUCUCACCUUUGGAUUUAGCUUCCAAAGCCGCUGCACAAAAUCCAGACGCUCCCAUGAUGAUUGAUCGACUACUACGUCUCCUUUCCGCUUAUUCGGUAUGUACUUGUAAGUUGGUGAAGGACGAAGAAGGAAGGGACCUUAGAGUUUACGGACUAGUAAAAGCCGGAAGGAAACUUAUUAAAGAUGAAGAUGGAUUUUCUCUGGCAUCUACUGUGCGUUUUUCCAACCCCAAAUUCGAAGGCGAUACGUGCUCUCAACUCACGUCGUCAAUACUGGAGGGUGGAGCACGGCCCUACGAGAGAGUAUGUGGGGAUUUGAUCUUUAUGGAUAUGGAGAAGAAUAAUAAUAUACAGUCUGAGUUCAACGAUGCAAUGCUUAACCACACAUCAGUAGUAAUGAAGAAGAUACUAAAGACUUACAACGGGUUCAAUAGUCUUAGUGGUGGCGUUUUGGUAGAUGUUGGAGGUGGCUUAGGCGCAAAUCUUGCUUUAAUUCUCUCCAGGCUCCCACAACUCAAAGGUGUUAACUUUGACUUGCCUCAUGUCGUUUCAGAAGCUCCCAAAAUCAAAGGUGUGGAACACGUUGGUGGUAACAUGUUUGAUAAAAUUCCACAGGGUCAAGCCAUAUUCAUGAAGUGGAUACUUCACGAUUGGAACGAUGACCAAUGUGUGGAGAUAUUAAAAAACUGUAAGCAAGCAUUACCAAAAAAUGGCAAAGUCAUUAUAGUUGAAUAUAUAAUACCGCGAGAAAUAUCGGAUAUCGAUCUAGGAACCAAAAAUUCACUGUGCUACGACGUGGGAAUAAUGUGUGUAACACAAGGAGGCAAAGAGAGAACCAAAGAAGAGUUCGAGGUUUUGGCUAUGCAAGCAGGUUUUAACCUCCCAAAUAUCAUUUACGGCGCUUACUCUUUUUGGAUCAUUGAAUUAUAUGCAGAUUGAAAUGGAAUUUCUAUUUGAAAGAUACUCGC